Molecule: messenger RNA, 3252 nt
Organism: Adineta steineri
Lineage: Eukaryota; Metazoa; Rotifera; Eurotatoria; Adinetida; Adinetidae
Source: the annotation of a GenBank genome assembly
AUGUUAAGUGGAAUAAAUCCAUCACCAUCAGACGAAGUCAAUCGUCAAUCGAGUGCAAUAGCUAAACGUCGUGAACAAUUACGUCGUUGGGAUGAAUCAGAAACAAAUCGAGAAUCAUCAAAUGUUAAAAUCUCUCAACGUGUCAAAUUUCAACAAGCAUAUGUUUUCUUAGCUGCAUGUUCAUCAUCAGAUCGUGAUGAAGUUGAAAAAUUAUUACAACGUGGAGUUGAUAUAAAUACAUCAAAUAUUGAUGGACUCACAGCACUUCAUCAAGCUUGUAUUGAUAAUAAUUUGCUCAUGGUAGAAUAUUUGCUCAAUCGUUCUGCCGAUAUAAAUUGUCAAGACAAUGAAGGAUGGACACCUUUACAUGCAGCAUCAUCUUGUGGAAAUAUUGAUAUUGUUAAAUAUUUAUUAUCUCGUGGUGCUACUGUUGAUGUUUGUAAUAAUGAAGGUGAAUUACCAAUUGAUAUAGCUGAAGGUGAUGAUAUAAUUGCUUGUUUGGAAGAAGAUAUGAGAAGAAAAGGUAUUGAUGAUGAACAAGCAAGAAAUAUUGAACAUCAAUUAAUGCUUAAACAUGCACAAGAUUGGUUAAAUAAUAAUCAAAAAACUAAUUCGAAAUCUUUACCAGAAACUAUUGUACAUGCAAGAACGGGUGCUACUGCUUUACAUGUUGCGUGUGCGAAAGGAUAUUUAGAUGUUAUUGAUAUUUUAUUACGUGCUGGUGCAAAUAUAAAUUCAGUUGAUAAUGAUGGUUGGACACCUUUACAUGCAGCUGCACAUUGGGAUAAACAUGAUAUUAUUAAAUUUCUUUUGGAAAGAAAUGCAGAUUUAGAUUCAAAAAAUUUUGCAGGUCAAACACCGCUGGAUGUAUGUGAUGGUGUGACAUAUGAAUUAUUAAAAGAAUUAAAAGAAAAACGACCUCCUGUAAAAUCACCUGUUAAUGAAACGCCAGAUAAUAUUCUUGCACCAUGGAAAAGAAAACCUACAUCUACUCGAACAGUAGAUGAACAUAAAUCAAUUCUUCGAACUGAAUCACAUAAUGAGAAUAUAGAAACAACGAACAAAAUACCUCCACAGUCUUGCUUACCCUCAUCUUCCUUACCAUUAUCAGUCAAUCCUAAUUCUGUUGAUGAGAAUUUACCCAAUUGUUCGCCUAGUAUAAAGGAGAAAUUAAGUAGUCUACAACGAUCAUUACAUGAUUUAAGUAAUCGAUAUUUAAAAACAAAUCAAGAAGAGCCACCAAAUGCAUCAACACCGAAUAAUAAUUCAACUAAUAAUGAUCUGAAUAAAUCUAAUACAUCUUCUUAUGAUCAACGAACAGCAAAACCAUCUUUUGAUAAAUUAGUAUCUAAUUCAACUACAACAUCAACAACAACAACACCAACAACAACAACGAGUCGACCAGCACUUUUAUCAACAAAUAAAUAUUCAAUAUCAAAUUCUCAACGAACAUUUACAAAUCCACUUCAAUCAUUAACAGCAAAUAAUAAUAAUAUUAAUAAUGAUUUAUCCAGUCGUGAGAAUUCAACAGGAAAUAUCGCUUCAUCUCCAACUCAAUCAUUGGAUACUAAAAUCAAUCGAAGAUGGGGUACAACGGAUCGAACAGUGGGUGAUGGAACAUUAACAACACCAAAUAAUACAGGUCCAUAUGUUCGUCGUCGAUCAGGUGCUGGUGUUAAUGAACCAACACCAAUACCGACAUCGACACCUACACCAACACUAACAACCCCAUCAGUACCAGUAUCAGUGCAAGCAUCAGUACCACCUCCUCCUCCAACAACAUCAACAGUCGUUAGUGUAACAACAUCUCUUCCAUCUGUAACAUCAACUCCAACAACAAAUGUAACAGUAACAUCAUCAUCAAAUCCACUUGAUGAUUCAACUGGUGGAAAACGACGAUCAAAUGUUCCACCAAGUCGUGAUGAAGAAGCUGAAGCACAACGUAAACAUCGUUCAGCACAAGCACGAAGAGAACGACGUUCAACACAAAGUGUUACUGUUGAAGAUAUAAAAGCAGCUGAACAACAAAUAAAAAGUCAACCAAAUACAACUGAAACAUCUACAUCAACAAUCACAACAGUAACAAUUCCACAACCAGUAGCCAAUAUUAUUGAAACAACAUCUAAUGUAACGUUAUCAAAUAAUAAAAUUGGUGCACCAUCAACGCCAUCAAUAGUUGCUGAACAUGAUAUUGAAACUGAACGUUUACAACGUGUUAUUGAAGAGAAAAAAGAAAAAGCAAGAAGAUUAAGUGGAAACGAGGAUACUAUUGAGACGACUGUUGACGCAUCUUCAUCCUGUGGAUCACGUCGACUACGAUCGAGAUUUACAUCUGCGGAUACUGACAAUAUUGUCCCAUCAAUCACAGCUAACGAUUCAUUGAAUCUUGGUGUUAGUGGUUCGUUAGAUUCACAACAGCAACAACAACAACCACGACGACGAACAAAUCGUGUACAUAAUCAGAGAAAAAAUACUGGAAGAAUCAUUUGGAACGACGAAACAAAAGAAGUUGAAAUUCGUGAUGAUACAAAUGAUUUAGUUCCAAAAACAUCUUAUCAACAAGCAUCAAGUGAAGAAUCUCAUCGAUCCGACGAUCAAAAAUUACAAGAUAACGCUCAACAACAUACAACAUCUAAUAGUGGUUUACUUGGUUCACGUGGUCUUAUCUCUCGAUUUGAAAAUACUCCAUCAUCAGCAUUAUUAACAACUAAAGAAUCUUUAGCAAAUCUAUCACCAACAUCUCCACCACCCACAUCAACUUCAUCAACAACACGAAAUAUUCGUUCUCAAAGUCAAGAUCCAUCACGUAAAACUUUAACAUUAACGACUUCUUUACCACAAUCAAAUCCAAAUACUAUUAUGAAUGGUAUGGCUACAUCAACACCAUUUGCAUUAAAAAAAGAUUCUAAAGAAAAUACUGCACUAUCAUCAACAGGAACAUCAACAACAAAUAAUGAUACAUCAGCUGUGAAACGAUUACAUGAUGAUUCUAAACGUAAAAUGGAUGAAUUAACACAAAAAGUAGAUCGAUUAGAACGAGAUAUCGCUGAAAGAGAUCAAAUCAUUGAAAAACUCAAAACAUCACAGUAUAUCGAAUCAUCACUUGAUAAACGAGAAAAACGAGCAUAUGAAAGAAAAAUAUCUGAAUUAGAAGAAGAGUUGAAAAAAAUGGACUCAAUCAAAGCAGAUAAUACACGUUUAAAAGAAGAAAAUGCUGCAUUGAUUCGUGUUAUCAGUAAACUUUCGAAAUGA